AUGGAACACUUCAACAGUUUUGUUGAGCGACAGUUUGGACCAACAAUAGAUGUUCUUGAGAAUUAUUUAGUCAACAUUUCAGUCACGAGUUCCGAUCCUUUAUUUUGGACAGUCAAACCGCGAAGUAAUAUUCAUCAGAUGAUCUUUGCGAUUCCCUUUUGUUUAUUAGACCUAUUGUUUGCAUUGAUCAUCUUCCCGAAAACUUCUAAAGAGAAGAGUCACAACACUAAGAAGUGGUAUUCGAAAUAUUUGGGUGCUUUCUGUCUCUUCUGCUUUGUCACUCAAAUGUAUUACAAAUAUCAAAGAAGAAUCUUUUUCACUAUAUUCAUGCCGUGUCAUAUCAUUUUAUUGGUCCAAGCAAUUGUUUUGUUCUUUUUACCACAACAUACGGGGUUUUUAUAUCAAUGCUCAUGUAUUCCACUCUUCGCUUUGGUGUUCCCAGAUACUAAGAAAAAUGUACUCUUUUUUGAAAAACCAUUUUACUAUAUCCAACACUCGUUCCAAUUCUUUUUACCAAUUGUUUUCCCUUUAAAUGACUCAAAAUUAUCAGUCAGACAUUUCUUUGGAUAUUUCUUUUUCGGUCUUUUCUUAUUCAUUUUAUUGGCUUUUUACUUGUGCGUGCCAUUUAGUUAUGUGACUGGACUCAAUUUGUCUUUCAUGAUGUUCCCUCCACAUUCGUCUCCAUGGCAAGGCGAACUCUAUAGACUUAAUGCCCUUGUGUUCGCCCAUUAUAUCGGAUGGGUGUUUGGAUACGUCGUGUAUUUCAUGGGCUCGGGAUUCCAAUAUCUCAUCUCAUUGAUGUUCCAUAAACAAGACAAAGAAAAAGUUAAAAAUAGUUGA
Entamoeba invadens IP1 is the source of this 840-nucleotide messenger RNA. RefSeq lists its product as hypothetical. NCBI's taxonomy places the organism in Eukaryota, Evosea, Mastigamoebida, Endamoebidae. The coding region runs from base 1 to 840 and encodes 279 amino acids. The record is from RefSeq and is a predicted model, not a curated record. The transcript has 2 exons.